This is a messenger RNA of Anopheles funestus (African malaria mosquito), 5998 nucleotides long. It is a transcript of the gene Ent2, whose product is annotated as NADPH-dependent diflavin oxidoreductase 1. The transcript is spliced from 9 exons. Gene Ontology annotation, cellular component: plasma membrane; cytosol. NCBI's taxonomy places the organism in Eukaryota, Metazoa, Arthropoda, Insecta, Diptera, Culicidae. The record is from RefSeq and is a predicted model, not a curated record. Bases 169 to 3156 code for a protein of 995 amino acids. Gene Ontology annotation, biological process: nucleoside transmembrane transport. Gene Ontology annotation, molecular function: NADPH-hemoprotein reductase activity; nucleoside transmembrane transporter activity; FMN binding.
GCGGAAAUUAUCUGUCAAACACGAUCAGCUGAUAAUAAGUUUGCUAUUGAGCACAAUGUCCUAUAUAAACAGUGCCCCGAAUCGGACAGAAAACGAAACAAAGAACAGCAGUGUUCCAGUGGAACUGGUGUAUUGUUUUUAGGUAAAGUGGAAACAAGGCACGCAACGAUGAUGGAACGUAAACUUACAAUCCUGUACGGAAGCCAGUCCGGUACGGCACAGGAUUUGGCCGAGCAGAUAUGGCGCGAAUCGAAGAUGUACUUAUUCCGGGGGAACGUACUACCGAUGGAUGAGUACGACGUGUCGGAACUGAUCGGAGAACGAUUCGUAGUGUGUGUCUGCUCCACCUACGGUCAGGGCGAAGAACCCGACAAUAUGAAGCGGUUCUGGAAGUUUCUGUUGCGCAAAAGCCUUCCCACCGAUUCGCUUCAACAGGUGCACUUUGCCGUUCUCGGGCUCGGUGAUUCGCGCUACCCGAAGUUUAAUUACGUAGCGAAGAAGCUGCACAAACGUUUGCUACAGCUAGGCGGAACUGCCCUACUGCCAGUCGGUCUCUGUGACGAUCAGCACGAUCUGGGGUAUGGGGCCGUCUUUUUGCCCUGGAUCAAUCAGCUGUGGGAAGAGCUGGGAAGCACGGUACCGCUGCCAGUCGGUACGCACAAGCUUCCAGAAAGUCCUCGAGAGUUCCGAUGGAACGUGGAAAUAGUCAAAGCGGACCAACAGCAAACAGAUGUGAUCGAUCUGUACGCCGACAUAACAAUGCCGAACGGAUUUCAAACUGUAGUUGUAGAAAAUCGACGCACCACCGCUGCGGACCACUUCCAGGACGUGCGGAUGAUAACGUUCGAGAAAAAGGCAGUUCCUUGGAGUUCGGGCGAUGUGCUUUAUGUUAGACCGCACAAUUCUAGCGACAGCAUUGAUCAGCUGUUCGAACUGUUUAACCAGCAUGGUAUUCACCUUGAAAGGGAUACGUUUGUUCAUGUGAAAGCCAUUGAUUCAGAAAUGCCCGUACCAUCAAUUCUUCAAAAACCUCUGCCCUUGCUUGCCAUUGCGGAACAAUACUGGGAUUUAACGGCCAUACCACGUGCGAGGGCUUUUGCGGUAUUGGCAAAAAAUUGCACCAACGAGUUAGAACGGGAAAAACUGAUCGAGUUCAGCCGUUACGAAGGGCAGGAAGAUCUGUUUUCCUACGCCAACCGGCCGAGACGGACGAUACUGGAGGUGCUACAAGAUUUCCCACACGCCACAACCUGUCUGACGCUAGAAGCGCUUUUCGAACUGUUCCAACCGAUAAAGCCGAGAGCAUUUUCGAUUGCCUCCGCAGUGGAAAGUGGAAAAUUACAAAUUCUCGUCGCUAUUAUUGAAUACCGAACCAAGCUAAGUGUUCCCAGGCGCGGUUUAUGUUCAAACUGGUUGAAACGAUUGACGUCGGGCCAUGUAGUAAAUGCAUGGGUACGAAAGAGUACAUUCCAGCUGCCGACAGAUAAUAAAAUUCCACUCGUAAUGAUUGGGCCAGGAACGGGUUUAGCACCAUUCCGUGGUAUACUCCAGGAAAGGGAACACUCGGAAAUGCCCACUUCUGCACCGUUGGUACUAUUUUUCGGUUGCCGUAGCUCUACCGCCGACUUUCACUGCGAGGAAGAUCUCAAGCGGAUGGAACAGAACGGUAUGCUGCAACUAUUUUGUGCCUUUUCCCGUGAUCAACCGGAAAAGAUUUAUGUACAGCAUCUUAUCGCAAAGCAGGGUGUGCUUUUAAAAAAGCUGCUGGUAGAGCAAGGUGAUCCCUUCCUGGAAAAGAUGGAACCGGUGCGGCUUACGCCGGCCUGGGAAGAGCACAAUCUACCGAAUGAUGAGCUCAACUUCAGGGGGAUGACAAUGGAGCGGGCCAAGAUGGAACUGAAUCCACCGCGAGACAAACUGCGCCUCGUCUUUCUCACACUGAUGAUCCACGGUAUCGGUACGCUGAUGCCAUGGAACAUGUUCAUCACUGCCAAAUCAUAUUUUGUAGAUUAUAAGCUAAGUCAAAACUAUACAGGCGUCGAGUUAGAGUAUGGAACGUACUUUCUAGCGUACGUUGGAUUCGCUUCCCAAGUUCCAAAUCUGCUGUUUAAUUGGCUUAACAUUUUCAUGAACCUUGGUGGCAAUCUCACGAAACGGAUCGUUUACAGCAUUCUGAUAGAAGUGAUCGUCUUCGUCGUAACGGUAGUGCUAGCAAUGAUUAACUCUUCCGAAUGGCCCGGAGCAUUCUUCUGGAUCACGAUGACGACGGUGGUGAUAUUGAACAUGGCGGGUGGAAUUUAUCAAAACACCGUGUACGGUAUGGCCGCGAAGCUUCCAUUCAAGUAUACGGGCGCAGUCGUGCUCGGAUCGAACAUUAGUGGCACGUUUGCGUCGAUCAUCUCAAUCCUCAGCUCACAGUUUGCCUCCUCCGUAAGGACGGCAGCAAUUUACUACUUCAUUACGGCAAUGUUUGUGCUGCUGCUAUGUUUCGACACGUAUUUUGCGUUACCAUUGAAUAAAUUUUACCGCUACCAUGAGCUGCUCAAGGAGAAGGAAAUCGAAUCGAACCAGCGUGCGAAUGUGGGCGCCCGGCCACCGUACUGGACCAUCUUUAAGCAAGCGUUCCCACAGCUGUUCAACGUGUUUUUCGUAUUUUUCAUCACGCUAGCCGUCUUCCCGGCGGUGCAUUCCGACAUCAAACGUACGGACAGCAACUUCAUCAUCGAGGACGAUCUGUUCGUGAGUAUCUGCUGCUUCCUAACGUUCAACGUGUGCGCCAUGCUCGGUAGCCUGCUGACGUCCUGGGUAACCUGGCCCAAGCCCAAGUACCUGGUAUGGCCCGUACUAUUGCGGGCAGCCUUUCUGCCGCUGUUCCUCUUCUGCAACUAUCAGCCGCUCAACAUUUCGCGCGUCCUGCCCGUCUACAUCGAUCACGACUGGGUGUACUGGGGUAUCGCGAUCGUGAUGGCCUUCACGUCCGGUUACUUCAGCUCGCUCGGCAUGAUGUACGCACCGCAAUCAGUCGAACCACAGUACGCAAUGACGGCGGGCAUGUAUGCGGCCGCAAUGCUCAUUACCGGCAUCUUUACCGGUAUUCUGUUCUCGAUGGUGUUCCCGAUGGUGGUACAGUAUAACUUCCUCGAAUGGCUUCACUAGGCCUGGCGUUGGGGAAUGGACGUGUACGACGGCUACGUUUCGUAACCGGCAUACGUUCCCAUUCCCAACGAGACUCUUGUUUUUUUUCUCUUCGCCCCAAAGGGGAGAACCAACCGACGGGUAAAGAGUGUGAUACCCGAUCGGGCGCAAAGAGACGAUCGUUUCGUGGCUCGUUUGCGCACAGUUUGGUGUGUUACAGUCUUCGCCUCUAAAAUCAUAUCACCUUGCUCAGAUUGAAAGAAUGCAAACCAUGUUAAAAGGCGCUCACUAUCGUCACACUAUCCUGCUUCUACUGGAUGGGUUCCGGAACACUGCAGGAUUAUACAGAAUCGCACAAAGUUUUCUUUUUCUUCACGUUUUUUUUUCACUUUAUUUUGCGUGUAUUUUUUUAAUUGAUUUUUAAUUUGCUUCAUUUGAAGGUUUUGAGAUAAUUUAAGCUGCUUCAACAAUUAUUAACCUACCUAAAUAUGGAUUUGUAUGGUAGAUCAUGUACCAUAAUCGAUCAGAUACAACGUUUAAGCGUUAGGAAAUUAAAUCAUUAAUCAAACGAUUAAAAUUAUUGAUCUAAGAUUGAUGUUGGUGUGGUCAGUGGCGGGUUUAACGGCAAACGGACUAAGUGGCCGCAAGGGCCCCAUGCUCGCAUGUGUAUAAAUUCAGAAAUGUUCGCUUAGUCCCGCAGGACUGCAAAAUCGUCACUACCUUUGGGCAAUGCAGAACAAAAUGAAUCCUAUCGAAUCCAUCUCACUCUUGGCUUAACGAUCUUAGAGAUUAGGCCGGCCAUUUCUGGUUUACUAGACUUGUUUGACUUGUUGACCACGUAGCCGGAUAGUCAGUUCUUGCUACGGAAGUUUACGGUAUGGGAUUUGAUGUCCUGCCCUGUCGUGUGAAACCGGCGCCGUUUUAUCACAUACACUACCGGAAUGACCCAUCAAAUCCAUAUUUAGGGUAAUUAAUUGUUUUGGAAAGACUAUUACUACUAAUUAGGAAACUUUUUGCGCAAGACAAACUUACUGUUUGUCUUUGAAUUUGUUUAUUUGUUUGUAGCUAUUUAGUGUCACGAGAUCACUCCUUUUCGAUAUGAUCAUUGAACGCAUAAUAGGCCUUUCCUUAGGGAUCGGUGAUAAACUUCCUGUUCCCGUUGCCCCGGCUCGUGCGGACUGAUAGCGGAAGUUGAAACUUACUGAUAGCCGUGCGCCUUUUUCAAACGGCAUUCAUCAACUGCGGCCGCCACGCUCGGUAAUGGUAAUCAGUCGGUGUGACGUGAACGACAAGUCUCACCAAAAAUCGGUUUUAUGUACUGUUUUAUGCCUAAAAGUUUGUUUGAACCGGUUUUAUAGUUUGUAAUGUACGUCUUAAGAUUCAAAUUUCGACCGAUAAGGCCAUCCAUCAAUUAUCCGGCUCAUUACCAGUAAGUAACUCAAAGAAUAUCGACAGAACAGCUAGUGGCGAUCGAAAUAGAAUCAAACAAAAUGGGAAACUAACAACAACUAGACCUUAACAUAAGUAGAUAUUAGCACGAAAGGUCAACUUCUCCACAAAUCAGUUGGAAAGGUAUAAUUUCUCAAAGAAGAAUGAAGUUAACAUCUGUUUAUUGAUUUUAUCAGAAUACUUAUUGUAGACGUACACACAAACACACAACAACGACUAAAACCUAAGUUCUAAUAGAACCUAAUCAAAGAAAUGUCCUCAACGUACCAAUAGUCUGAUUAAAACAAAAAAUACUAUAAGAAAUUAACAUCAACAACGAGAAGCACAAUCGAUUUCAUUACAAUUGUUAGGUUUAUUGAUUUCAAUAAGGUUUGAUUUUUGUUAUAUUUUCUUACUCAUCCAAUUUCUGGAACUGCGGAUUAGACUAACAACUCGAUGUAACCGUUAUGCAAAUAUGGCCGAACCGAUCCUACAUACAACAAGUGGAAUAUUUUCUCAUUCAUUUUGGUUUGUUGCUAAAAGAUUUCAUAGCCUACAAUUUACUAAAAACGAAUCAAUAAUUCGAACUGUUUAGCGUAAGUUUAUUUAAUCUUUUAACAUAUAAGCAUCUUCAGCACAGUUCUGUUUCGUUUCCUAUCUCUUAGCGGACGGUUACAUCAAACUGUGUUGUCGCGCUAGCAGAAAAAAAUGGUCAAAAAGUAAAAUCAAUUAGCGUGUAAGAAUAGUACACAGCAGCUUAAUGCAGCGACCCAUCCAUAUCGUAAUUUUGUUCCACUUACAAGUCAUACAAAGCGCGCUUUAAUACCGGAUCUCAGAGAAACAAGUUUUGCCACAAUGUUAGGAAGAAAACAAAAAGGAAAAUGAAAUGUAAACCAAAAAUUUAAAAAAAUCACACCCACGCACUGUAUUUUUGUCAAAUCGCGAAUCCUAAAUGCUGUUUUGUUUAAAAAUAAUGUUUACUUUUAAAACAACGAAACUAAGAUUCCUCAUAUCCUGAAACAUUUGUCACUCGUUUGAAGACCAAAAUUUUAUUUCAUAAGUUUGCUGCUUUUGUGUAAUAUUUGUGACAGAUUUGAUCAAGGAAAAAACACACAAUAUUUAAACAUAUUAUUUGACUGAUGAAGUAUAAGCGAGAAACAGGGCUUUACACUAGCUGAUUAGCCGAUGUGUGCAGAUUAGUCUUGAUUUUAGUGUUUGAUUUCAAUUUUGGUUUUAUGUAAUUAUACAUUUUCCCACUGUUCCAAAGUCCUGUUUUGUACGUCGGGAAAUUGUGUUUGUGUUUUAAUGGUAAUUUUAAAGUGUUCUACUGCUUCAAACAUUGCAUACGGUUACACGUUGCUUUACGCUACUUGUACUGUAUUUGUUUGUUUUUCUUUUCUUUUUUAUUAGAACCCAAUAAAAUGCUUCCAAAAUA